AUGUCUGAGACUGGAAGGGCAGAGGGCAGCACUGGCAGUGAGCUGGUGGAUCUGGGAGGGGCCUCAGGCGAGAUGAGCCUUGAAAACAAAGAAACCUUAUUCAGCUUCCAAGAAGGGAGCUGUCAGAUCUCUGUGUUACCAAUACACAGCAGGAAAACACCCUCCAAAGACGCACAUCAGCAGCGGGACAGAGCGGAGAGGACAGCAACUGCAGAUAUGUCAUACUUGGCCAAUAUUCCAAGAUCUUCCACCACUCAUUCCAAGCCUGUGAGAUAUAAGCCUUUCCCUCAGUACUGCAGUCCAUUCCUGUCCAGACGAGGGGCACCAUGGCAGUGGAGAGACCGCCUCUCUGAAAGCUAUUUCACCACAAAAGAGCCAAACUGCUCCCGAAUAGCAGAGGAGCUCCACUUUAUCACGGCUCCCUUGAGUCGAGAGGAAGAGGAGUACCCUCUGGCCUUCAUCAUCACCAUCCACAAGGAGCUGGAGUUGUUCAUGCGUCUCCUAAGGGCGAUUUACGCCCCCCAGAACGUCUACUGUAUCCACGUCGACGCCAAAGCCUCACAGCAGUACAUGACCAUUGUCCGUCAGCUGGCCAGCUGCUUUCCUAAUGUGUUUCUGGCAACCGCAAGAGAGAAGGUCACCUAUGCAGGCUUUUCACGCCUCAAGGCGGACCUCAACUGCAUGGCAGAUCUGGCCAGAUCCUCCAUACCCUGGAAGAAGGUAAUAAACCUAUGUGGCGAGGACUUCCCACUGAAGUCUAACCUGGAAUUGGUGCAGUAUUUACGGAACAAGCCGUGGGAUAAAUUAAACAUGACUCCAGGCAUCAAACAGCCACCGUCCAUGAGGUACCGAAUACAGAUACCUUACGAGGAGAUUAACCACUCCUACAUGGCCCCUAAGGGCAAGAAGUACAGAAAGGGGCCACCUCCACACAACUUGGACAUCUACUUUGGGACAGCUUAUUAUGCUCUCACACGGCCAUUUGUGGACUUUGUGCUGCGGAGUACAGUGGCUAAGGACCUACUGGAAUGGUCCAGAGAUACCUACAGCCCUGAUGAGCAUUACUGGGUAACACUAAACCACCUAAAAGAUGCACCAGCAAACAAUCUAGAAGGCAAGUGGUCAGGUGACAUUCGCGCAUUAAAAUGGAAACAUUAUGAAGAAGUAAAACACAAAGGCUGCAAAGGCAUGUAUGUCAGAAAUAUCUGCGUCUUCUCCCUGGAGGAUCUGCUGUGGGUCACUAACAAGCACAGCAUGUUUGCUAACAAGUUUCAAAUGCAGCUUUUCCCAAAGGCCGUGCACUGCAUGGAGCUGUGGCACCGGCAGAAAGUUCUGCGGCAAGCAGAGGUUCCCAUCCAGCCAGAAUGGCGCCUUAUCAUUUAAGCAUAGAAAUCACAUUGGAAUAGAGCUGAAGGCAGCCAAUGCAUGACAAUAGAUUUUUCUCAUUAAAGCGAAUAGGGAUGCAUUAUUUUCAGGUGCAAAGUGCUGAAACUCUGGUGAUUGGCAGCUUUUCUACAAUUUAUUCUUUGCUGGCUUUGUUAUUCUUUGUGUGGACCCUAAUCAGAGACUGAUGUUUAGAUAACAGGAGCCACCAUCUCUGUUCUAUGUCUUAGGGUUUGUUACCUGCAUUUUGUUCUUGGAAUUAUACAAAUGGCUUUGGGUCCAAUUUGUUACACACAUUUCUUGUUGACACAAAUUUCAUCACGAUAAGCCUUAAAGCUUUUUACCCAGUUUUUGGGGAAAUCUCAGCAAAAAGAAAAGAUCCCUUUAAAAUGUCGUACAAGAAUCUUUGUGUUAUUUCCCAAAUUCUGAAGAACACCUAUUUUGACUUCCCUAUUAAUGCAGAAAAUGAUUU
Paramormyrops kingsleyae is the source of this 1855-nucleotide messenger RNA. Its product is annotated as N-acetyllactosaminide beta-1,6-N-acetylglucosaminyl-transferase-like. NCBI's taxonomy places the organism in Eukaryota, Metazoa, Chordata, Actinopteri, Osteoglossiformes, Mormyridae. Gene Ontology annotation, molecular function: acetylglucosaminyltransferase activity. Gene Ontology annotation, cellular component: membrane. The record is from RefSeq and is a predicted model, not a curated record.